AUGGUGCUUUGUCCUCCUCUUGGUGAAAGAAGUUCAGUUCCCGUAUCAUCUUCAUCAAUUGAGCUCUACAUCGACAUCAAAGGUGGAAGAAGUGGCGUGAAACCCAUUGUAGUGGCGAGACGGAAGAGGGCGGGAAGUGAAAUAGUUUUUUAUAAUGGAGAAGAGAAUGUGGAUGGGGAAUUGCAGAUCAGUGAAAUGGAAGAAAUAGAACAACUAUAUGGAGAAAAUAAUUUUGAACCACGAACGUUUGCAGGACCGGAUUUGGCAGAUUAUGAGGACCCAACUGUGUUGGAUGAGGAAGGAGAGGGAAUUUUUUCAAAGUACAGAAUCUUUGAAAACCCACUAGAAUUGAGUAAGAACACCCUAAUAGGCCAUGUUUUUGAGACACUGGACCUUGCAGAGGAAUUUAUAUAUGCAUAUGGAAGAGUGAUUGGAUUUAGCAUUCGAAAAGGUCACAUGAGGAAGAAUAGCGAUGGCCAGAUUCGCGAGCGAGAGUGGGUGUGCUCUAGGGAAGGGUCUAGGUUAGAGGCAAAUUUAAAUAGGCAGGAUAAAAAAAUGGAACCGGAGAAAAUUACCAGAGUCCAUUGUAAGGUUGCAUUCCGGGUUAAUCUGAUUAAGUGUAGUGGUAAAUGGAUUUGCAAGGAGUUCUUAACAGAACACUCACAUCCGGUCACCAUCGAUGACCACAAGCAGUUUCUACGGUCCAACAGGUUUAUGUCACCUGGUGAUCUUCAGCAGGCAAAGUCAAUGAAGGAUGCAUGUGUUAGAACAUGCCACAUAAUGUCGUACAUGGCCGAAAAGGUGGGGGGUUAUCAUAAAUUGUCGUUCACGGUGAAAGACCUGUACAAUCGUAUGUCUGCUGCAACAAAUGUGCAGUUUGCAGGAUCGGACGCGGGUCGUGUUGUCGGGUAUCUAGAGCAUAAAGUUGAUCACGACCCGAGAUUUUAUGGAAUAUUCUCGUACGACAACAAAAGACGACUUUUGAACUUGUUUUGGGCGGAUGGGAAGUCAAGAUUGGACUAUGAGAUGUAUGGACAUGCAAUCGCAUUUGACUCAACAUAUAAGACCAAUAGUUAUGGCAAACCGUUACUUGUAUGGGUGGGAGUCAACAACCAUUUCAGGACUACCAUACUAGGCCUUGCAAUUCUCGCAAACGAGUCUGCAAGCAUCUACAUGUGGGCGACACGAGCCUUUUUAGAAUGUAUGGAUGAGCCUCAACCCAAAACAGUUGUCACCGAUGGCGAUGAGGCGAUUGCAACAGCAAUAGAGGCUUUGAUCCCAAAUGCAACCCACCGCCUUUGUUAUUGGCAUAUGCACAACAAAGCUGUUAAGAAGGUGAAAGACUCAAGUUUCAGCGAAAGCCUAACAAAGCUGGUGUUCAAGUAUUAUGAUGUUGACGAGUUUGAGGAGAAAUUCAGUGAAGUUAUGAUACAGUAUGGGUUGCAAGGAAAGAAGUAUGGUGCUAAAUUGUACAAUACAAGACAUAAAUGGGCAGAGACCUACUUGAGAGGGAACUUUUUCUGUGGCAUGUCAACCACCCAACGUAACGAAGGUAUUAAUGCCGUUCUGAAGAAAAAAUUGAACUACAAGUUGAAGCUAUAUGAAUUUGUUAGGGCCCUUGACAUGGCCCUUUCAUGGGUUAGGCAUCGCGAAGCAACCGAUGAUUAUGAGUCACUGCACACAUCACCACAAUUAGGAGUGACGAACUUACCAGUUAUGGAGGAAGAACUUUCAAGGAUAUAUACAAGGAAUAUGUUUUUUAAGGUUAGACGACAAAUGUCAAAGGAAGGCCACUACACUGUACUCACAAAAACCAUAAUGGAGGGUGCUAUAAUGAUGAAACUACACAAGUUUCGUCGGGGACCAAGCCGAGCAGUCUAUGCAACUUUCGCUCAUGACUUUUUUGUCUGUGAAUGCCAAUAUUUUCUUACGUUUGGGAUACCAUGUAGGCAUAUGUUUGCCGUAAUGAAGCACCUAGACAUGGGGCACAUGCCAAAGUCACUUAUUGUGACGCAGUGGACAAUUGAAGCUCGGUCAGGAGAGAGUUCAAUGUGGAAUGAUAGUUGUAUUCAUAUUGAUAAAACCACCCUCCAAAAGGCUAGGUUUGGACAAAUAAGUAAUCGAAUGAAUGAGGUUGCCUUCCUCGCGAGUAGGACCAACUAUGCACAUCGUAUUGCUACACUCGAAAUUGAUCGAAUUUGUGCAACAUUGAAAGAAGCUUUAGUGAUUGGUGGAGAUAGUUGCACGUCCAACCUCCCUAUGCAUAGGGCGUCCCAGUUCAUUGUGCAAGACCCAGAAUUCACCAAAUCUAAGGGGACUGGGAGAAUAGCAGGAACAAGAAAUAGUGUCGGUAGGAAAUGUAGUUUAUGCAAGAAGGCUGGUCACAACAAGUUAACAUGCUUCAAAAGACUGAAGGGAAAGGAACAGUGUGUCUAUUCCGAAGAUUCCGAAAAUGAAGAAGAUGACGAAUAUGCAAAUCAUGAAGAGGGCGGUCAUCAAUUGACAGAAAACAAAACAUUCAAUUUUGAAGAAGAUGAAGUGGGAGGCAGUCAAGGAAGAGAGUUUGACUUCAAAGCUUAG
This is a messenger RNA of Humulus lupulus (European hop), 2580 nucleotides long. RefSeq names its product protein FAR1-RELATED SEQUENCE 5-like. The transcript has 2 exons. The record is from RefSeq and is a predicted model, not a curated record. The coding region runs from base 1 to 2580 and encodes 859 amino acids. NCBI's taxonomy places the organism in Eukaryota, Viridiplantae, Streptophyta, Magnoliopsida, Rosales, Cannabaceae. Gene Ontology annotation, molecular function: zinc ion binding.